Molecule: messenger RNA, 1753 nt
Organism: Engraulis encrasicolus (European anchovy)
Lineage: Eukaryota; Metazoa; Chordata; Actinopteri; Clupeiformes; Engraulidae
Gene: mrrf
Product: mitochondrial ribosome recycling factor
Exons: 7
Coding region: 88-870 (260 amino acids)
Biological process (GO): translation
Cellular component (GO): mitochondrion
Molecular function (GO): ribosomal large subunit binding
Source: RefSeq, a predicted model, not a curated record
GUCGACUGAAAAUGACGUUGCCAUUCAAACCUUGCAUCACGUUGUGCAUGCCUUGAACUUGAGCUGAUGUAGCAGCAUUAAUUGAGGAUGGCCUUGAACAAGGUGUGCUUGCUGCGCCCAGCCCUGAGUCAGGCUGUGACUGCACAGCUGAGACCCCGUCUGGGGCUGGUUUCAUCCCGCAUCCCCCAUCAUCUCCUCCAGCAGAGCCCCAGCACAUGUCCUCCUGCUCCACCGCAAGUCUGCUUUUACGCCACCAAGAAAAGCAAAGUGAAAGCGAAGGCUCAGGCGUCCAAGGUGAGCAUCAAGGCAUCUCUGGUGGAGGACAUCAUCAGCCUGGAGGAGGUGCAGGGGGACAUGGCCUCCGUGCUGGACUCCCUCAAAGACGACUUUAGCAGAAACCUCAACAUCAGGACCGCUCCAGGUGCGUUGGACCACAUCACAGUCUCUACGGCGGACGGCAAGUUCCCCCUCAAUCAGCUGGGCCAGAUCUCCAUGAAGUCUCCCCAGCUCAUCAUAGUCAACAUGACCAGCUCCCCAGAGGCUACAGCGGCUGCCACCCGUGCCCUGCGAGAGAGCAGCAUGAAACUCAAUCCAGAGGUGGAGGGCACCAUCAUCCGAGUCCCAGUUCCCAAGGUGACCAGGGAACACAGGGAAAAUCUGGCCAAGCUGGCCAAGCAGUUCAGCAAUAAGGCCAAAGAGUCGCUCAGGAGGGUUCGAGCCAACGCAGUCAACCAGCUGAAGAAGUCCAAAGAAGGCACCUCGGAGGACACAGUUCGGCUAAUAGAGAAACAGAUUCAACAAAUGAUGGACAACCACAUUGCUGACAUUGACAAACAGCUGACUGUGAAGACGAAGGAGCUGCUGGGCUGAGGAGAGGACAGGAAGGAGAUAGUACAUCAUCCUCAUGAGCAUCACCCAGCAAAGACAGACAGACAGACAGACAGCCCACAGGUCACCAUGUCUGGGACACAAUAUGAUACCAUGCCAGUAUGGGAGUGUGGUGGGGUGGGGUGGGGUAAAGAGAAGCGCCAAUGGACAUGACACACACGCACACGCACACGCACACGCACACACACACACACACACACACACACACACACACACACACACACACAGAUACAGAUGCGCGCACACACACACAGAUACAGAUACAGAUGCACACACUCCCACAAAGACACAAACAGACACAAGCCACCACAGACACACAAUCAAAGAGACAGACACAUACACGCACAUACAAUCGAAGAGACAGACACAUACACGCACAUACAAUCGAAGAGACAGACACAUACAUGCGCACACAAACUGGCACAGACCCACACACACAAACGCACACACAUGCAAUAAAAAAGGACUCUGUGAUUGCGAUGAUGGAGGAACUGGGAGCCGAGAGGUGGCAUUUGGCGCGGUGCGAAAGUAUGCGUCUCCCAUGCGUAAACAAAUGUUGGCAUGGCGUGGCACGGCACCGGCUGCCGACUCCGCUCCUCCGCUCCGACCGUCAGUCCGUCCGCAAAGUCUUCAAACAAACCCCAGCGGAAGAGAAAAAAAUGGCCUUUUAAUGGGAUCGCGGGUCCUCCUCCUAAUCACGGGGCGGCCACAAAAGCACUUGUGUUUAUGUAAAAGGCAAAUGUGCUGGAUGUAAACUGUGUGGCUUCUGCAGGCCUGGGGGAGAGCCUCUCUCUCUCUUUCACGCACACACACACACACGCACACGCACACACACACACACACACGCACACAUACACACACACAC